This is a messenger RNA of Lactuca virosa, 705 nucleotides long. The record is from the annotation of a GenBank genome assembly. NCBI's taxonomy places the organism in Eukaryota, Viridiplantae, Streptophyta, Magnoliopsida, Asterales, Asteraceae.
AUGUCAGACUACUUGUCUUUUGAACUUCAAGUGGAAAUCAUUAAAAGACUUCCAGUUAAGCCAUUGCUUCAAUUCAGAUCUGUCUCAAAACGAUGGAAGACUUUGGUCGACAAUUCUAAGUUUAUUGCUACUCACACCGUUGGCCAGACUCAACUGAACCACUUCUUGUAUGAUGCAAAUAAGCUGAUUUUGUCAUUUGAUAUGACUACUCAAGAAUUUACUCUGAUAGACUUACCAAACUGUUUUGCACAUCAAUCUUCCAUGGAAAUUUCCAUUUCUAAGUUAAAGGGGUCACUUGUGCUGCUUGAAUACGGUACAAACAAUGAGAAACAAGACUGUGUCAUAUGGGUGAUGAAUAAUGGUGUUCCGAACUUGUUUUCAAAGUUGUGUGCCAUUAACGCACCAUAUGCAUCUAUAAAGAUUUUGGCAUUUAUAAAGAAUGGUGGUCCAAUGAUGGAAAAACAAUAUGAAUUUGGAGAACCAGCUGCAUUUGUAUUCUAUGAUCUUUGUUCAAAAGACUUCAAUCAUACAGCUAUUUAUGCAAAAGGUGGUUCAUUUUUUGUUGACUCAUACAUGGAAACCCUGCUUUUGCUUGAUCACCCAGAUUCAAGUGCUUUUCUAUCACUAACCGAAGACAAGCCGGUGGCUGCAUUGAAAAAGCUGGAGCAAAUAAGCAAUUCGUUUAUGAGCAGCCGAGAAAGAUAA